CCUACCAAGGGCACUUUGUUAGGGGUGCUGAGGUGGCUCAGCUGCCUGGCCCAGCCCUCCAACCCUGGGCCUGCCCCUCAGCCCGCCCCCAGACUGGGUGGGGUGACCCCCUACAAAAGCUCAGAGUUUCCAGCAGCAGCUUCCUCCGAGAAUCUGGUGCAGCUGGGGGCAGAGUUGAGGAACAGAAUCUUGCUGAACCCUGCCUAGCCCUUUCUGGGGUCAGGAAGUUUGGAGGAUGAAGCCCUUCAGCCCUGAGGUUUCCCUAGAACCACCCUGUGCCAUGGCAGUCCACCUGCUUCCCAUCUACACCCUCUUCCUGACUUUGCUCGACAAAACCCACAGCUCCAGGAGCCCCAUGGUACCCAACCAGCCCUUCACCACCAUCUGGAACGCAAACACCCAGUGGUGCCUGGAGAAAUACGGUGUGGACGUGGAUGUCAGUGUCUUUGAUGUGGUGGCCAACCCCGGGCAGACCUUCCGUGGCCCUGACAUGACCAUUUUCUACAGCUACCAGCUGGGCACCUACCCCUACUACACGUCUACUGGGGUGCCUGUGUUUGGUGGCCUGCCCCAAAAUGCCAGCCUGGAUACCCACCUGGCCCGCUCAUUCCGGGACAUCCUGGCUGCCAUGCCUGCGUCUGACUUCUCAGGGCUGGCAGUCAUCGAUUGGGAGGCAUGGCGCCCACUCUGGGCCUUUAACUGGGACGCCAAGGACAUUUAUCGGCAGCGCUCACGGUCACUGGUGCAGGGGCAGCAUCCCGACUGGCCAGCUCCUUGGGUGGAGGCCGCAGCUAGGGACCAGUUCCAGGAGGCUGCACGGGCCUGGAUGGCAGGCACCCUCAAGCUGGGGCAAGCACUGAGGCCUCGUGGCCUCUGGGGCUUCUAUGGCUUCCCUGACUGCUAUAACUAUGACUUUCUAAGCCCCAACUAUACAGGCCAGUGCCCCCCAGGUAUCUGUGCCCAGAAUGACCAGCUGGGGUGGCUGUGGGGUCAGAGCCGUGCCCUCUACCCCAGCAUCUACAUGCCUGCAGAGCUAGAGGGCACAGGGAAGGGACAGAUGUAUGUGCGGCACCGUGUAGGUGAGGCAUUCCGAGUGGCUGUGGGUGCUGGGGACCCGGAUCUGCCAGUGCUGCCCUAUGCCCAGAUCUUCUACGACGGGACCAACCGCUCUCUGCCCUUGGAUGAGCUGGAGCACAGCCUGGGCGAAAGUGCAGCCCAGGGGGCAGCAGGAGUGGUACUCUGGGUGAGCUGGGAGAACACAAGAACCAAGGAAUCAUGCCAGGCCAUCAAGGAGUAUGUGGACACCACACUGGGGCCCUUUAUCCUCAACGUGACCAGCGGGGCUCUUCUAUGCAGUCAAGCCCUGUGCUCAGGCCAUGGUCGCUGUGCCAGGCGCCCCAGCCACCCUGAGGCCCUCCUCAUCCUCAACCCCACCAGUUUCUCCAUCCAGCCCACACCUGGUGGCGGGCCCUUGACCCUACAAGGUGCCCUCUCACUUGAGGAUCGGAUGCAGAUGGCUGUGGAGUUCAAAUGUCGCUGCUACCAUGGCUGGAAGGGAGCAUGGUGUGAGAUGCAGGACAUGCGGUAAUUGGCCACACUCUAGGAUACAUACAUUGAACAUCUUGUUGAUGUUAAAAAUAAAACUAUUUUACCAGCAAAAA
Suricata suricatta (meerkat) is the source of this 1661-nucleotide messenger RNA. It is a transcript of the gene HYAL1, whose product is annotated as hyaluronidase 1. The transcript has 4 exons. Gene Ontology annotation, molecular function: hyaluronoglucuronidase activity; hyalurononglucosaminidase activity. The record is from RefSeq and is a predicted model, not a curated record. NCBI's taxonomy places the organism in Eukaryota, Metazoa, Chordata, Mammalia, Carnivora, Herpestidae. Gene Ontology annotation, biological process: carbohydrate metabolic process; hyaluronan catabolic process. Bases 236 to 1588 code for a protein of 450 amino acids.